AGCCCGGCGGCGGCGGCGGCGGCCGGGGGCAGACCGGACAGCGGCAAUUUUCUGGACGAUAAACAAUGGCUCACGACCGUCUCCCAAUACGACAAGGAGGUCGGGCAGUGGAACAAAUUCCGAGACGAAGUAGAGGAUGAUUAUUUUCGUACGUGGAGUCCGGGUAAACCAUUUGAUCAAGCUUUAGAUCCAGCUAAAGAUCCAUGUUUGAAGAUGAAAUGUAGUCGUCAUAAAGUCUGUGUUGCACAGGAUCAACAAACCGCAGUUUGCAUUAGUCAUCGAAGGCUUACGCACAGUAUGAAAGAGGCUGGUUUAGGCCAUAAACAGUGGAGGGGUGGUCCCAUUUCAUCAAACUGCAAGCAGUGUCCAGUAGUUUAUACCAAUCCUGUUUGUGGAUCAGAUGGUCACACAUAUUCUUCUCAGUGUAAAUUAGACUAUCAAGCCUGUGUCUCAGGAAAACAAAUUUCAGUGAAAUGUGAAGGACGUUGCCCUUGCCCUUCUGACAAAUCCACAAAUGCAGGCAGAAGUGACAGGAGAGUGUGCAGUGACCUGGAAUUCAGGGAAGUCGCAAACAGAUUGAGAGACUGGUUUAAGGCACUUCAUGAAAGUGGAAUUCAGAAUAAGAAGACUAGGAUUGUUCAAAGGCCUGAAAGAAGCAGAUUUGAUACCAGCAUUUUGCCAAUUUGCAAAGACUCCCUUGGCUGGAUGUUUAAUAGGCUUGAUACGAACUAUGACCUGUUGUUGGACCAGUCAGAACUUGGAAGCAUUUACCUUGACAAGAACGAGCCAUGCACCAGGGCGUUCUUCAAUUCUUGUGACACAUACAAAGACAGUUUGAUAUCUAACAAUGAGUGGUGCUACUGCUUCCAAAGACAGCAAGACCCACCUUGCCAGACAGAACUCAGCAACAUUCAGAAGCAGCAAGGAGGAAAGAAGCUCCUAGGGCAGUACAUCCCCUUCUGUGAUGAGGAUGGGUAUUACAAACCAAGUCAGUGCCAUGGAAGCCUAGGGCAGUGCUGGUGUGUGGACAGAUAUGGCAAUGAGGUGUCAGGAUCCAGAACAAACGGCGCAGCAGAAUGUGCUAUCGAUUUAGAGACUUCAGGUGAUUUUGCCUCUGGCGAUUUCCAUGAAUGGACAGAUGAUGAAGAUGAUGAAGAUGAAAUAAUGAAUGAUGAAGAUGAAAUUGAAGAUGAUGAUGAAGAUGAAGGGGAUGAUGAUGAUGAUGAUGAUGAUGAUCAUGAUGGAUAUAUUUGAUAAUAUUAUAUAUAGAGGUCCAUAUGUUGUACCUUUCUAAAUUUCACAAGAUGAUAUUUCAUAAAAUCCCUUAACUCUCCAAGAUCAAAAGGGUUCUAACAAAUAUGUAUAUUUUGUAUGAUUAUUUCAGACAUUGCAGCUGGAGUCAUAGACUUUUUUUGUUAAAUAAGAAUAAUUAUAUCAUGUGCUUUUGAGUUUUUAAAUGCCGUUGCGCUGAAGAAAACACAUUGGAAUUCUAGCCUGAAGACAAAAAAAUGUUAUGUGCUACCGAAAAUAUAUAUAUGUGCAAAACACACUAGAAAGCCAACCACUCUCUUCAAAAUUCUGCUGAAAAGAUAUUUGCCCUUACUUGGAACUGUGCAUGUCCUCUUCAGAAUGCAUACUGUGACUUAACUUCAGUUCUGUCAGUGUUUUAGGCCCUGCAAUUGUCCAUUUACUGAAUCAGAAAUGUAUUGCAGUAGAAAAAUGUUGGUGCACAAGUAGCAUCUCAACCCGCCUUUAAUUAACCAAAGGUUUGGAGAAAAAUCAGGAGGAAAAACUGUAGCAAAGUCCUCCUUUGAGUUUGCAUUUUUAGUUAUGUUUUUAUUAGGAAAUGGCUAGAUUAUUGAAAGAAUUUUUCAAAAGCAGUAGCAUGGACAAGCACCAGUUCUGUAAUUCUAAAAUGUUCUUGUCCCUCCUUUUUUUUUUUGUUUCAUGUCAAGAUCAUAUAAGCUUUAUCAUUAUUUACUUAAACAUUGCUUCACCCUUUGUGGUUUUUCUGUAUUUAUCUCUAAUCAGACUAGUGUAAAAUAUUUACAUUGGGAAAAAUGUUUGCUUAAAAUUGUAUUACCUUUAUACAUGACUGUAUUUCAGAGUAUUGUCACUUGCCCCAAGGUAGUUUUUAAUAAAUGUAUAAUGAUGCUUUUUAUUUCCUUAUUUCAGGAAAUAGUUUUGCUCUUUUUCUUAAUUCAUGUUGUUUUCUGUUACUAGUGCAGAAACUUAUAGAACGUAUCGUAAAGGUGCCUUGCAAAAUAGAACUAGAGAGGUUUUAGCAUGCAUACCAGUGUAGGAUGUUAGGCAAUAGCUAAGCACACCCAGUUACCAAAUUAAUACCAGUAUAGGUUCUGCUGCUGGAAUGAAGAAAAUGGAUUAUUUUAAUUUUUAUUAUUAUGGAAUUACCAUUUGGUCCAGAUUAUACUUGUUGUGUAGAGUAGCACUUAAGAUUUGACUGUAGGGAAAAUUACUUUAAUCACUGUAUUUAUGUUAGCAUGUUAGUUGUGUAGGCAUUUUGGGACUCCACCAUCUUCAUUCAUAUCCUAUCUGUUUCUUUCUGCCCACAAUAAAAUUGGCAUAACCUGUAUAAUGUAUUGCUACAGGUUGUAUAAUUUAAAAAUGAAUCACUGAUUUCCCAUCAUUAAUAAAAGGAAAAUCAGAUU
This is a messenger RNA of Ficedula albicollis (Collared flycatcher), 2669 nucleotides long. RefSeq names its product sparc/osteonectin, cwcv and kazal-like domains proteoglycan (testican) 3 (gene SPOCK3). Lineage: Eukaryota; Metazoa; Chordata; Aves; Passeriformes; Muscicapidae. The transcript is spliced from 11 exons. The record is from RefSeq and is a predicted model, not a curated record. Gene Ontology annotation, molecular function: calcium ion binding; protein binding. Bases 214 to 1254 code for a protein of 346 amino acids.